Molecule: messenger RNA, 5395 nt
Organism: Triticum dicoccoides
Lineage: Eukaryota; Viridiplantae; Streptophyta; Magnoliopsida; Poales; Poaceae
Product: protein PHLOEM PROTEIN 2-LIKE A10-like
Exons: 13
Coding region: 95-1165 (356 amino acids)
Source: RefSeq, a predicted model, not a curated record
UGGACUAGAUCAGCCGAUGGCGACGGCGCGGGCCGAGAGCGGGCCGGCGAGAUAGCGCACGCCUCCGCACUCUCCCCUCCCCUCGCCGCGGCCCAUGGACGCUCUCGCGCCCGCCCCCACCCGCCGCCGCCUCCUCGCCGGCGCGGCCGCCGCCACCGCCGGCUACGGCAUCUACCGCCUCUACCUCCACCACCGCCGCCGCAUCGCCGCGGCGCUCUCCCUCGCCAACGCGCUCUCGCAGGCCGGCUCCGACCUGGCCGACUUCCUCCGCUCCGACUCCGACCAGGUGCCCCGCAGCCUGCGCCAGCUCUCCAAGCUCGCCGCCUCCGACCACGUCUCCUCCGCCGCCUCCGCCCUCUCCGAGUCGCUCGCCUCGGGGGCCCUCCGCGCCUUCUCCUCCCACCGGGCCCCGGAUCCUUCCUUCCCGCCGCUGCACGACCGGAUCUUGGACCGCCUCCUUUCCCCCGCCGGCGCCGGGUUCGCCUCCGCCGUCCUCGGGAGCUUCGCCAGGAACCUCGUGCUCUCCUGCCGUGAUCCCGAGGCCCCGCCCCGCGCCCCCGGCCAGCCGGACUGGCUCGCCGCGCUGUGCAGCGACAGGGGCAAGGAGGCCGCCGCGGAGCUCGUCCGGGUGUUCGUCAGCACCGCCGUCGCCGCCUACCUCGACAGGACCGCCGCCGUGCGCACCUCCGACCAGGUGCUCGCCGGCGUCUCUAACCCCAAGCACGACGCCAAGCUCAAGGACCUGCUCGUGUCCGUCUGCAACGGCGCCGUCGAGACGUUCGUCAGGACCUCGCGGCAGGUCACAAAGGAGGCCUCCAUUUCUCGAGCUGAAGCAGCAGUGGCGGCGCAAGAGGUCUGCAAUUCAGGUCCUAGCUGUGUAAUGGAGAGAGUAUCGACCACGUUGGCCAUGCCAAGCAACCGGAGGUUUGUGCUGGAUGUUACUGGCAGGGUCACCGCCGAGAUGGUCCGGUCAUUCCUCGAGUUCUCGACUCAGCGCGUGUCCGCUGGUGCACGAAAGAGCAUUGUCAUUGCCCGGGAUGAAAUCACCGAAAGGGGUCUUGUCGCGGUCAAGUACCUGAGCGCCAAGUCCAUGGCCAUCUUCACCUUAUGCCUCACAAUGUGCGUGCACAUUUCGGUUGGAAUGAGGUUCCCGUUGCCGGCCUAGGCAUAGCCUGGUGUGGACUUCAAGGUGACAUUGUUCCAGUUAUCCUGAUUGUAGUUGGAAAGUAAAGUAUGUAGAUUGCAAAUUGAUCGUUUGCUACUGCUAGCCUUUUUUCUGUGCUGUUGACUAGCAUUUGGAAGCAGAAAUCUGUUGGAAUUGUAGUUGUUGGUUUGUUGUUUGUGAUAGUCUGAUAGGGAGUAUAUAGGCCACGAAUGGAUAAUUUUGCAACUUUAGUGUAAGGUUUCAUAUUAUUAUGGUGUUGUAUCCUAGUGUCUUUGCCAUCUUUUCUGAAGGAAGUAGGUGUCAGUAUCUUAUUGAUGCUGACUAGUGAUGUUCUUCAGCACUCUGUGUGUGGAUAAGCUAUUUUGGGCAACAAUAGCAUGAAACUUGUCCACUUAUGUUUUUCAUUCUCUUUUUGCCUUGAUUUGGGGAAAAGCAAAUAUGAAUUGAUCAGAGAUUUGUGCCUGGAUAUUUUGCGUUCUGACUUCUCUUCUUAGUAGUGUUUUUAUUCUAGUUCAGUUGUUGAAUGUAAUGUGUCAUUUAUAAGUUGGGAAAAUAGAUAAUUGCAUAUGUCCUCUUGAAUCAGUUCAACUGGAUGAUGUUAUCAUUGAUAUGGACAUUUGGUCUAUUAUAGCUGUCUCUCGGCAGUUGACCUUUGAUCAUUAGGUAGUGAUGUUCCUUUUCGAGCCAUGCGACUGAAGUCAUAUGUGUCCUCUAUCCACUAUUAGAGGAAAAUACUCAGUAGACUGGGUUUCUCGACUCCUCACUUUCCUUUACCAUAACAUCCAGAUUGCUACUGAAAGGAAAAAGAAUCCAGAUUCCAAAGCCUGACUUCUGGUCACAAGAGAAACAUGGUUAGAUUGAUCAAUUUGGGUAAAAAGAAGGUAUCAUCGGGGUGUCUAAUGCAAUCUUAAUUAGUAAUGGACAUAUAACAAGAUUAAGUAUUGGGAAUGGCCAUGGGUGUUAUAGGGAAUGGGUGCGAAACUGGUUUGUAUUUCUCAUGUGCAGUAGAAUAUGCAUCCAUAUUGGAUCUCUCGUCUCUGCCUGGAAGACUGGCGCCGCCGCUGCCGCUGCGUCUGAGCUACCUAUUCCGCUGCACAUGUCAAUGGGCCCACCGCUGGGCGAUUGGCAGUGGCGUUGGGCGCAUUUCUGGUCUAUGCGUCGUACAUGCACCGCACGGUGGCUCGGCCACCUUCUCCACUGCACACUGAUUAUUUGGCACAAAGAAAAAACAUUUCGGAGAUCUGCUGGGAGCUGGAAGUCAUUUCUGAAAUACUUGUUAUUUGACAUGGGAUGCAGUAUUUCCAAGAUCCGCCAAGGGCCAGAAGUUACUCUCACAAUGCUUAUUAUUUGGCACGAGGACAGCAUUUGAGAGAUCUGCCGAGGGCUGGAAGUCAUUUCUGUAAUACUUGUUAUUUCACAUGGGGAUGCGGCAUUUCCAAGAUACACUGAAGUUAUUCUCGCAAUGCUUAGGAUCUGAUCCUGCACACUCAGCUGAAUGAUAUCCAACAUUUUAACAUCAUACAUCAUGAUGGCACCAGGUGGAGCUGCAUGGUAGCAUGGCACCACCAUGGAGCCAAGGAACACUUAUAGUAGGACAUGCAUUCAUGUUGGAUCACUUGCCACUGCCUGGAAGACUGACGCCGCCACCGCCGGCACGCCCGGCACAUGUCAGUGGGUCCUUCGUUGGGCGAUUGGCGGUGGGGUCGGGCACGUUUCUGGUCUACGCAUCGUAGGUGCGCUGCGUGAUGGCUCGACCACCUCCUCCACUUCACACUCCGAUUAUUUGGCAUGAGGACACAGCAUUCCGGAGAUCUGCCGAGGACUGGAAGUCAUUUCUGAAAUACUUGUAUUCGACACGGGAACGUGGCAUUUCCGAGAUCUGCUGAGGGCCAAAAGUUACUCUUGCAAUGUUUGUGGAGCUGCAUAGUAGCAUGGCAUCACCAUGGAGCUAAGGAACGCCGCCUCCAUCUCAGCGGAGGCACUUCUCCUGAGCAAGGACAUGGCGUACUCCAUCACCAUGGCGUCACAGGGCAGCUUGAUCCCUCCUUCACGGCCUGCGAAACCAAACACCUCUUCGGACAUCCGCGGGAGCUCACUUAAGACCACCGUGCUGAGGUAUGCCAAUGGCAGCACGAACCGUCCCCCGUCAGUGGUGUACAUGACACAGUGGCCCUUUCCUGCCACUGCUGUUGAGCACCCAUCGACUUCUGUUGUUGCCGUCAUGAUGCUUUGUUUGUGGAUGAAGUGAUGCUGUUUUGAGGCCACUGGACCAAGAAUUUAUAGCUCGAGAUAUGAGCCCUGUCAAGUGCCAUUGAUGAUUGGGUAAGGGGACAAGGCCACGAGGUUCAUUUGUGCAAUGCUGCAAGCAGAUUAAGGAUUAUGUAUUUCUAUGGGCCAAAUCUUUGGUGCAUGAUGGAUACUGCCAUAGUGGCACGUCUGGUGGAUAAGUGACACGAGGACCCCAUGCAAACUGGGUUCCAGCAUUGUGCAAUGAGAUAUUGGCAGACAAGCCUUGUGCAGGCAUCUUGGGCCCAGCCUUCUGAUGGAUGGGCUACGUCUUAUUCGGAAUCUUGUGUUAUGAGAGUGACACCGUCAAGGAUUAGCUACUUAUGCCUAGUUGCACGAGUAAUGAUUUCACAAUGAUAAGGGGAUCCAAGUCUUGCACUCUGCAAUUCAUCAACGCUGAGAUUGCAGCAAUCAGUUGGAGGGCCAGUGCCAUGGGGCUAGCUAGCUAGCAUGGUUUGCACUUCAAUGCAAAUCAUUAACAUCUUGAUUAGGUUUGAUGGGGACUACAUUAACUGAUGCAAUACGAGCAAGUUGCUGAACAGUUCCAUAUACUGAUAAUUAAUGGCCUACCUGACUUCUAAGUGGCAUCCAUUUCUCAGCGCCUUCUCCGCGUUUUCCUGUGGAUCGAAAACCAGCUGCAAGCUUGCAAAACAUGGGUCCCGUAAAUUUAGCUGAAAGUCAUGUUUGACAGGAGCUACAAACUGCAAGCUGCUGGUGCAGCGCUACAUGUGGUACUGUACAGCUUGGAUAUUGGCAAGGCAUCACUACAGAGCUCAGGAAUGCCCUCUCUACUUCCUCUGAAGCAUUUCUUCUGAGCAAGCACAUUACAUACUCCAUCACGACUGCAUCGAAGGGCAGUGUGAUCCUGCUGUCGCAUGUGAACCCAAACUCUUCCUGGGACAUCCUUAGCAGCUCGCCGAAGACUGUCGUGCCGAGGUAUGCCAACGGGACCUCGAACCGCCUCCCGUCGGCCGUGUACAUGGCACAGUGACCUUUAUCUGCGACCGGCUAUGUCGUGCAGCAUGCUUCGUCAUCCCUGGCCACCGUCUUGACCCUUUGCCACUUCCUCACCAACUGAGCAAGCCUCUUGGGAUGGAUCAUGGUCAUUGCUGGGUGUUCUUGGUUCUCAGGUUUUUGGCUGAGAAAUGUUUGGUCUGUGAGUUUGUUGAUGAAGUGAUGAUGUCUUGGCCCCUGAAUAUAUAGGCACAGAGAUACGGGACUUACUAGCAGGUGAGAGGGGACAAGGUGCGUGGGCUGGUGGCUGUAAAGGGAGGUAGCCAGAUUCAGAUCAGAUUUUGCUGGGCCAUGGACUAGUGGGCUAUGGCUAGGCAAUCAGUGCAUGCUACAGUCUGAUGCUAAAUUGGGUAGGGGCAUUAUAUGCAACCAUCUGGGGUCCAGCUUUUAUGGAUGUGUUCCCUUCGGUACGGUGUCCUGCAUCACGAGAUUGGGAGCAACCCGGUGAUUGCAAUCAGGUGAGGUGAAGAGCCAGUGUCACAGGGGACACUUCAUAUGAUGGUCAGGAGUCUUUGGCUCUUUGCUGAGUAGAUGCAGAGUAUCCUUCACUGCUUUUGGGUGUACUUUGCACUUACAGCUGCAGCUGCAUGCUGGGUGUUUGUUGGUUGCUUCAGCAGUGCUUUGAUUGCUGCAAAUCUAGCAAGUUGCCUGACAGCUCCAUAUCUCAUGGUCUGCAUGAUUUCUAGCACCGCAUGUGACGGCCAUUUCCUGGCAUCUUCGCUGCAUUUUCCAAGGCCUACAACAGUUAGUAACCAUCAGGCUGCCAACUUCGGCGAGAAAGUCUGCCCAUGGCUUCAGGUAAUGGCAUUGAGUCCAUUUGUACGGAGCUGUCAUUAGUUCAUUUCACUAUUUUUUGGUAGGGACUAGGACUGCAAUAAUGCAAAAUGCAACACACAGCUCAUUUGUUAACCGAUAGUUUACUUACAUGUC